Molecule: messenger RNA, 1123 nt
Organism: Oryza brachyantha (malo sina)
Lineage: Eukaryota; Viridiplantae; Streptophyta; Magnoliopsida; Poales; Poaceae
Product: spliceosome-associated protein 49
Exons: 4
Coding region: 247-807 (186 amino acids)
Molecular function (GO): RNA binding
Source: RefSeq, a predicted model, not a curated record
GUCCGCGAGUCAUCCGCCUACAAAUAGACAGCACCACGCCGCCGGCGCCGCCGCCGUGCGCCGAUUGCCAACGAAUUCCUCCGUGCGCUAGCGCCCUCGCCUCCUGCCGUCGUGCGGCCUCGAGGGAGUCGCCGCGCGCGCGGGCGCUCGCUCGCUCCCUUUGCCUUGCAGCUGCCUACGCGUUCUCGCGGCGUCUCGCGGCUGCUGCUCGUGGGAGGUGCCUACCCCUCCUAGAUCCGGAGCGCCAUGCCGAGGAACCCGGGCUGCACCGUCUUCAUAGGUAACUUGGAUGAAAAGGUACCUGAAAGGGUCUUGUAUGAGAUUCUUAUUCAGGUAGGUCGUGUUGUAGACCUACACAUACCACGUGACAAGGAAACUAGUCGUUCCAAAGGCUAUGCUUUUGCUGAAUAUGAAACAGAGGAGAUUGCCCAGUAUGCCGUUAAGCUAUUUUCUGGCCUUGUUCAUCUUCAUAACAGAACACUUAGAUUUGCGAUUUCUGGACAAGACAAGCAAUCUUCAAAUGAUAGUAUUCCCGUAACACCUAAAUUGAACCCUAUACCACCACCAAAGCCUACUCUAAUGAGAUCUAGUGAUACUUCCGCAUCACAACAUACAGUGGUAAAUGGCAGGAUUGCUGGUAUUUCUCCAAACCAUUCUUAUAGCGUGCACUCUGAGGCAUCAAGUGGGGUAUCGAGUAGAGGAUUAAGCAAUGGUACAUAUGAGUAUAGUAGGCGCGUAUUUGGUUCUGUUCUGAAUGACGUUAGCCGUCGUACUUCUAGAGAAUCAAUUCCAUACCCGUCCUACUAGCAUAUUGGGCUCCAGUGAAGAACAUGCUAUGCUAACAGUUAGCCCUGUGAAUCCAAUGUUUGUUGUCUCAUAUCAGUCUGUAAUGUCAUCUAUGUAUUCACCAUUACUUGUAUGUAAAUAUGUCUUAUGGCGCAGCCGGGUAGGCUGAUGCUUAUAUUUUCUGUUGUUCUUCUGUUCUGAACAUUGUAGUCAGACUUGUGCCUACUGGUUAUCUCCCCUGCCAUGUCAUAGCGUCUAGUGAUAGCAUCUUGCCUCCACUAAGGCAGUUGUACCAAGAUUUAGUCUAAUUGCAGGGAUGGUUGGCAAUUUGUGUUUU